Messenger RNA from Syngnathus typhle (broad-nosed pipefish), 2190 nucleotides. Its product is annotated as UDP-glucuronosyltransferase 2A1-like. The coding region runs from base 20 to 1618 and encodes 532 amino acids. Gene Ontology annotation, molecular function: UDP-glycosyltransferase activity. The transcript is spliced from 6 exons. NCBI's taxonomy places the organism in Eukaryota, Metazoa, Chordata, Actinopteri, Syngnathiformes, Syngnathidae. The record is from RefSeq and is a predicted model, not a curated record.
ACCACACGCUGCCGCGACAAUGCCGGGUGAGAAGGUCCCGCUUUGCGCCCUACUGCUGCUCCUCGGCGCGGCGGCCGGCGCCGAGGGCGGCCAUGUCUUGGUGUGGUAUACCGAGGCCAGCCACUGGAUCAACAUGAAGCCGGUUCUGGGGGCGCUGGUGGAGCGCGGGCACCACGUGACAGUCAUGCUUCCCAGCGCUUCACUUUUCAUGAAGGCCAGUGAGAAGUCCAGCUUCCACUACCUGCCUUUCAACGUCUCCAUCUCGUUGGAGGAAAUCGAGAACUUCAUGGAGGAUUUCCUCGCGUUCUCCAUUUACGAGAUGGACUACAUGAACUACUUUGAGAUCUACGCCAAAUUCCUGACCAUGAUGAAGCAGGAUCUGGAGUACGCAUUGAAGUAUUUAGACGGCGUGGUGAAGUCGGACAACAUCAUGAAUAAGCUGAAGGAGGGCAAGUACGAUCUGCUCCUGGCGGACCCCAUCUACGCGGGCAGCGAACUGGUCGCCGAGAUACUGGACAUCCCACUGGUCUACUCGUUGCGCUUCUCCAUGGUGUACAACUUUGAGCGCUACUGCGGCCAGAUGCCCGCCCCGCCAUCUUUCGUGCCGGCCAUCAUGAGUAAACUGACCGACAAGAUGAGCUUCUCGGAGAGAAUGUGGAACUUCCUCUUCUAUGCCUUGAAUGAUGUCAUGGUUGAAUUAACCCUUUGGUCAGGAGUGGAUAAAUACUACACGGAGUUCAAAGGCAAGCCCACCAGUGGCUGCGAAUUAAUGGGGAAGGCAGACAUCUGGCUGAUAAGAUCUUACUGGGAUUUCGACUAUCCUCGUCCUUCCAUGCCCAACUUCAAGUUUGUUGGCGGGAUCCACUGCAAGCCCGCCAAACCUUUACCCAAGGACAUGGAAGAGUUUGUGCAGAGUUCAGGCGACGACGGCAUUGUAGUCUUCACUCUGGGAUCCAUGGUCAAGAACGUCAGCAGCGAGAAAGCCGACAUGAUCGCUUCAGGCCUUGCUCAAAUCCCCCAGAAGGUUCUUUGGCGUUAUAGCGGAGCAAAACCAUCUACUUUGGGCCCAAACACAAGACUGUACGACUGGAUCCCUCAGAAUGACCUGCUGGGUCAUCCCAAGACGCGAGCCUUCAUCACUCACGGCGGCACCAACGGCAUUUACGAGGCCAUCUACCACGGGGUGCCCAUGGUGGGCAUUCCCAUGUUUGCUGACCAGCCCGACAACAUGGUGCACAUGACGACCAAAGGCGCCGCCGUCACUGUGGACUUCAACUUCAUGUCAUCGGAUGACCUCAGCCGCUCCAUCAGGACCGUCAUCGAUGACAAGUCGUACAAGGAGAACGCCAUGCGUCUGUCCGUCAUCCACCACGACCGACCCAUGAGCGCCCUGGACGAGGCCGUGUUCUGGAUCGAGUUCACCAUGCGACAUAAGGGCGCCAAGCACCUCAGGGUACAAGCCCACGAGCUCACCUGGUACCAGUACCACAGCCUAGACGUGGUUGGGUUCCUGCUCGCCGUCGUCCUGCUGGCGUUGCUCCUGUUUGUCCAGACGUGCCGGUGUUGCCUGCGUCGGUGCUGCGGUCGGAAAAGGAAGACAAAGAAGAAGGCUGAGUAAUGGAAAUAGCAGAUUUCGGACGAUGACUUUAUGCGUUUUAUACUCACCAGGGUGCAACAUUAGACGUAGGUUGUGUAACACAAAAGCUAGAAAAAAAAAAAAGGGGGGACAAAAUAUUACAAACAUCUGUCUGGUCCAAUAAUGGUGAUACUUUGUCUUUACAAGUUACGAGUCAUCACUCAGCCAAACCAUCAUUUUGCUGCAAAUUUAAAUUUCUGGCUUAUGUGACACAGACGGUGUACCUAAUGUUGUGGGGUGAAAACCGAUCAAUGGUUAACCAAGUAGAACUGACUCGCGGCAUUGGAACAAAUUUUAAUAUGCUUGAAAAUCAAAACAUAAUACCUGAUGUGCAGAAACUGGAACCAAUCACAAAAGAUACGAGCAUGGCCAUUUUCAUUGGACCACCUGAGGUUCAUUCAAAGCUGGCAGUUCAUUGGCUGACUCAAAAUGAAAACAAAACAAAACUGAUGUCAUUGUUUUUAUUUAGACAAUGAAACCCAAUCCUUACCCUACUCCAGGGAUGUUUUAUUUCUUAGUUACUAAGUGCAAUUUUAGUGUAUGAGAACACAAAC